GAAUGAACUUAUUUUUGUUUUGUUUAAUUUUAAAUCCAGAUUUUUCCAGUGAGUGACCACGUUCCCUGAAGACAAAACCAAAACACAGAAAUUUUUUACUCCUCAGAAAACCCCUUCUACAGUCGCAGGGUUUAGCAGCAACACACGAUGAUUCGCGUCGCAGCUAAGCUUUCUAGAGCCACCAGCUCCGCCGUUCGAUCCGCCAGACUGGUUCCCAGCACCCAUACACCUUGCCUUCUCUGUCCAUCACCGCCGUCCAGAUUACUUCAUGAUGGAACUAACGGCCCAGAUGCGAACCCAGUUGCUAUUCAGAUGAUCAAUUACGCUCUCUCUCAUGCUAGGUCCCAAAAAUCAGAGGAAUCGUACGGACAAGGUCUUCUGGUGUUGGAGCAAUGCCUUUCCACUCAGUUGAGUGAGGGCCAAGAUGCUGAGAAUUCAAGGGGUUUGGUCUUGUUGGCCAUGUCUACCUUAUGCUCUGAAAGAGGGAAUUUUGAUGAAGCAAUUGAGAAACUUCAGGGAAUUGAAGAAUUAAGGCAAUCCUCUUUAGGUGUUAGAGUUGCUGCAAUGGAAGCUCUUGUUGGUCUUCAUCUAGAGUUGGGGCAGGAUGAUGCUUCAUCAGUGAUCGCAGAUAAAUGCUUAGAACUGGUUGAGAAAGAAGAACCAAAAACUGGUGGUGGAAACCCUGUGGUCUUAAGUGCUCGUGCUAAAGCAGCUAAAGGGCUGGUUGAGCUUGUACAUGGUAAUCUGGAAUUAGCGGAGACAUUUUUGAAAGGAUGUGGGAACAAUGAAGGAAGCAUUGGUAGUGUUGCUCUAUCAUAUGGAGAACUCUUGCAUGCCACGCAGAACUUUUCAUUGGCAAAAGAGGUAUACAAAAAAGUAAUUCAAGGGGCAUCUGAGAAUAAAGGUUUUAGUGAUAUUCAUGCCUUUGCAGCUUGUAAUAUGUCCUCAGAGGAAGUAUUGUUGGCAGCCACUUGUGCUUUAGGACAGCUUGAGGCACACAUGGGGAACUUCGGUGAUGCAGAGGACAUAUUGACAAGGGCAUUAUCAAAAACAGAAGGUCAUUUUGGCUCUCAUCAUCCAAAGGUUGGGGUUAUCUUAACUUGCUUAGCACUUAUGUUUCGGCAUAAAGCAAGGCAGGAGCGAUCAAGUUCUCUUAUGAUUCAAGAGGGACUUUAUAGAAAGGCAAUAGAGUUGCUGAAAGCUCCACCAUUGGAGACUGAUGAUACAGAAACAAAGGCUGGUAGAAGUGAUGUAGUGGCCCUUGCAAGAGGUGGGUAUGCAGAAGCACUUUGUGUCCAACAGAAUAGAAAGGUUCAAGGAGAGAAAAUGAGGAGUUGGGCUGAGGGUGCAUGGAUGAACCGCAGACUGUCACUGGCUGAGGCACUAGAAAUAUCAGACCCAUCUUCCGAAGUGCCUGUUAUAGAUGCUCGAAUCUGCAGGGCACUGUAAUUUAUCUUUUUCCAUGUUUUCCAGCAGGAAUUUGCGGUUCCAGUUUUGAUACAUCACGCCCAAGAAAUUGGGAAAUUCAGUCCAAACCCACGUACACACCACCUUUGUAGCAUGUCAGAAAAAUGGAUGACAUUAUGUAUCCCUCUAUGAAUAUGCAGAGAGACAUUAUCUGUAUAAUGUGAUCUUUGGACAAUCCCCUGUAUAUAAAUUUUGGUCAGAAAUUAAAUAGUUUCAGAUG
Molecule: messenger RNA, 1687 nt
Organism: Quercus lobata
Lineage: Eukaryota; Viridiplantae; Streptophyta; Magnoliopsida; Fagales; Fagaceae
Exons: 12
Coding region: 148-1449 (433 amino acids)
Cellular component (GO): mitochondrion
Molecular function (GO): protein binding
Source: RefSeq, a predicted model, not a curated record